Musca vetustissima is the source of this 1795-nucleotide messenger RNA. Its product is annotated as pickpocket protein 28-like. Gene Ontology annotation, biological process: sodium ion transmembrane transport. The record is from RefSeq and is a predicted model, not a curated record. NCBI's taxonomy places the organism in Eukaryota, Metazoa, Arthropoda, Insecta, Diptera, Muscidae. Gene Ontology annotation, cellular component: membrane. Bases 26 to 1795 code for a protein of 589 amino acids. Gene Ontology annotation, molecular function: ligand-gated sodium channel activity. The transcript has 9 exons.
GGUUGAAACAUCUUUGCCAGCCAAGAUGGAGCCGGCAAAGGUUCAGGAUGAAAAACCCGCAGUGAAAACUACACUGCAAUGGCAGCGUGCAGCAUUGAUGGCCAAGACCAUUACAGCCUUUAAGGAGACCGUUGAUGUGGAUAGCGACGAUGAUGUGGAUAACAAACAACAAAUCAAAUACGGUAAACCAUCUCAGGCAGCUUGGGCCAUAUUCUCGGAAUAUUGUGACAACAGUACCAUCCAUGGCAUCAAAUAUUUGGGUGAACAAAAGAGACCCGUCUGGGAAAGAGUAUUUUGGAUUAUGGUCUUUGUUUUCUCCAUAUACCUGUGUACCUCGCUGACCAUGAACAUUUGGAACAAGUGGAAUAAUAAUCCGGUUAUUGUGAGUUUUGCUGAAAAAUCCACACCCGUCUGGCAAAUUCCCUUUCCGGCUGUUACCAUUUGUACGGAAACGAAGGCCAGACAAACAUAUUUCAAUUUUACGGAUAUCUAUUGGAAAUAUCGAGAUUAUAUCGACAACAGAACAACGGAAAAUAUAUCAGAUGACGAGAAGACAAAACUCAGCUCCGCUCUGCAAGUAUGUGAUUCACAUUUAAUCCAAUUCCCCAUUGGAUCAAACUAUAGUGAUAGCGCAGAACUUCUUGCUACCCUGCGUGAUUUAAUGCCAGAAUUUGGGGAAAUUUUCCAGAAAUGUAAAUGGCGUAAUGUUGGCACAGACUGUACCGAACUAUUUCACACCUUUGUAACAGAUGAUGGGCCAUGCUAUACAUUCAAUACGUUAAGUGCCUUUGAAAUUUAUCGUGAUGAAGGUUUAAUACAUGAUUUUAUAUUGCACACUGAAAAUCGCACUGCCACCGAUUGGAAUGUCGAAGACGGCUAUGCUGCCAAUGCUGACACGGAAACUUAUCCAUAUCGUGUUUUGGGUUCCGGAUCUAAGGCUGGAUUAAAUCUGGCAUUGAGUGGUAAUGAAGACGAUUUCGAUGACCUGUGUCGUGGUCCAACACAAGGUUUUAAGUUGCUUCUACAUACACCGGGAGAAAUUCCACAAGUAACAAAACAAUUUUUCCGCGUACCAUUUAAUCAGGAAGUUUUAAUAGCCAUUAAACCGAAAAUUAUUACAACAUCUGAUGGCUUGAAGCAUUACGAACCUAUUAGGCGUCAAUGCUAUUUCCAAAAAGAACGUGAUUUACGUUAUUAUCAAAUCUAUACACAAAGUAAUUGUGAACAGGAGUGUCUGGCCAACUUUACAUUGUCCAGAUGUGGUUGUGUAAAAUUCUCUAUGCCAAGACAUGAACAAGUUCCCGUGUGUAAUACCGAGCAUGUGGAGUGCUUAAAUAAUGCCGAAGAUGAAUUGGCCCUAAAAGAAUUCGAACAGGGUAUAGCAACGUCAGGUGAAAAUGUUCGUGGUCCAACGACAUGUAACUGUUUGCCAUCAUGCACUUCCAUUGCAUAUGAGGCAGAAAUAUCGCAGGCAGAUUAUGAAUAUGUCAAAGCUACUAAUAAAGGAAACUCUACCGAAUCGGAAGAAACAAGUCAAGAAAUCAAAAGAACUCGUCUAUCAAUAUUCUUUAAAGAGGCUCAAUUCCUUACCUCGAAACGUUCCGAGCUGUAUGGUACAACAGAUUUCCUUGCCAAUUGCGGUGGUCUAUUGGGUCUUUUUAUGGGUGUCUCUACGCUCAGUAUUGUGGAGAUUAUCUAUUUCUGUACGGUUCGUUUAAUAACCAAUUUGAAAAUGCGUUACAAGAAACGCAAGGAAAUGAUUAAUGAUGAAAAGGUUGCCACAAAGGAUGCUUAA